This is a messenger RNA of Bacillus rossius redtenbacheri, 1336 nucleotides long. It is a transcript of the gene RpII33, whose product is annotated as DNA-directed RNA polymerase II subunit RPB3. Lineage: Eukaryota; Metazoa; Arthropoda; Insecta; Phasmatodea; Bacillidae. Bases 326 to 1153 code for a protein of 275 amino acids. Gene Ontology annotation, molecular function: DNA binding; protein dimerization activity. The record is from RefSeq and is a predicted model, not a curated record. The transcript is spliced from 5 exons. Gene Ontology annotation, cellular component: RNA polymerase II, core complex. Gene Ontology annotation, biological process: DNA-templated transcription.
UGGAUCUGGUAUUAGUGGUGCGGAGCACGGGCCAAGAGGCCAUGGUCGGGACGACGUUAAAUCAUUGUUAAAUUUUGCAAUACAUAAUUAUUUACUUAUUAUGAGAAAAACUAGUGUAGAUAGAAUUGUUUAAAAAAAAAAUUUCUUGAGAAUUCUUUCUUAAAACGUUUGCAGCUGAAAAUUUAUGAAAUAUUGUUGCAAACCUGAAACAUUCAACAUAUUGUUUUGCUUUCUUACUUUGUUUACGUCUGUACUUGCUGUGUUUUGUUGUGUUUAGAUGGAGAAUUAAAUUAAAGUAAAUUACAUUUUGCGUUUAUAUUGGGAUAUGCCUUACGCUAAUCAACCAUCUGUUCAUAUUUCUGAGCUAACAGAGGAAAAUGUGAAGUUUCAAGUGGAGGAUACAGAGUUAAGUGUUGCGAACAGCAUGAGGCGGGUAUUUAUUGCUGAAACUCCUACUUUAGCCAUCGACUGGGUACAACUUGAAGCCAAUUCAACAGUAUUGAGUGAUGAGUUUUUGGCUCAUCGGAUUGGACUUAUUCCGCUGACAUCAGAUGAAGUUGUGGAACGUUUGCAUUACACACGAGACUGUACGUGUGUUGAUUUUUGCCAAGACUGUAGCGUGGAGUUCACCCUGGAUGUGAAGUGCACAGACGAACAAACGAUACACGUCACGACCGCCGACCUGAAGUCGAAUGACCCCAGAGUGGUCCCUGUGACGUCCAGACACAGAGAAGAAGAUGCAUCUGGUUACGGCGAAACAGAUGAAAUACUGAUAAUAAAGUUACGAAAGGGUCAGGAACUAAAGUUGAGGGCAUACGCUAAGAAGGGCUUCGGCAAGGAACAUGCCAAGUGGAACCCAACAACUGGGGUGUGCUUUGAGUACGACCCAGACAAUGCAAUGCGACACACACUCUUCCCGAAGCCAGAAGAAUGGCCCAAGAGUGAAUACACGGAACUGGAAGAUGACCAACAUGAAGCACCAUACACUUGGGAAGCAAAACCCAACAAGUUCUACUUCAACGUGGAGAGCUCUGGAGCUUUGCGUCCAGAAAACAUCGUGAUGAUGGGUAUAUCGAUCUUGAAGAACAAACUGUCGAACCUGCAGACCCAGUUGAGCCAUGAGCUGAGCAGCGAAGCUCUUGCCAUCAAUUAGAGCAUUUCCUUGGAAUUUACGUUUUGCAGUUUCAUUUUUGUUUGUCUGUGUACUUAGAAUAUUUUUAUAUGAUACAUGAAACAUUUUUACUGAAAAGAAUUCAAACUUAUUUACAAUCAAUUGUAUUAGUUCUGAGGUUCGGUUCCAAAUGGCAAUGUAAUAAAAAUUUCAACGAACUGCAAA